GCCACAUACCUCGUUAGCGCCUAAUUGUGAUAACUACCGGAGCGUGCAGUGCCGAGCAAAACUCCCAACCCACAAAGGAUUUACUUUAAAGUCGCAACAAACACUCAACAACUUUAUAAGCAUGAAUUCCUCAAGCAUUUGUGUCCUGGCCGUGUGCGCAUUAUUCCUGAUCUCUUCGAUCAACGCCGCCCCCUUGGAUGAUUCCCAACAUGCCACCAUCCUGCGAUAUGACAACGACAACAUCGGCACCGAUGGCUACAACUUUAACUACGAGACGAGCGACGGAAUCACCCGCCAGGAGCAAGCCGAGCUGAAGAACGCCGGCACCGACCAGGAGGCGCUCAGCGUCCGCGGAUCCGUCAGCUGGGUGGCUCCCGACGGACAGACCUACACCCUCCACUACAUCGCCGACGAGAACGGCUUCCAGCCCCAGGGCGACCACCUUCCCCACAAUUAGGAGCGGCCUUUGAGCGCCGACAGUAAUAAUCAGUAUUUGUUCAUUUUGUAAAAUAUAUACUAACCAAUAAAAUGUUUAAAAACUAUUGUAUGUGUA
Messenger RNA from Drosophila bipectinata, 553 nucleotides. RefSeq names its product Cuticular protein 65Av (gene Cpr65Av). The record is from RefSeq and is a predicted model, not a curated record. NCBI's taxonomy places the organism in Eukaryota, Metazoa, Arthropoda, Insecta, Diptera, Drosophilidae. Gene Ontology annotation, molecular function: structural constituent of chitin-based larval cuticle. Gene Ontology annotation, cellular component: chitin-based extracellular matrix.